AUGGAACCUUCUUGGCAUUUCAGCAGUUUGCAUCGAGCAAUCGGCGAUAUGCAGCAGCAGUUGAACGAUAAAGGCAUGCAACUGGAAAGGACGAUUCAACUCAAAAAUGAUGCUGAAUGGUCACUUGGUGAACACAAGCAAUGGCUGAAUGAUGAGAAAAACAGGAGCAGAGGAUUAUUGGCAGAAGUGAAUGAGAAGAACAGAAUAAUCGACAUUUUGAACAAUCAAAUUGCUGAGCUCAGGAAACCUGCUGAAGGAGCUGAAAGCAUUGAAAAGCUCCGUGAAACAAUAAAAGGACUCGAAUGCAAACUGGCUGACACUCAACGCACGCUCUCUGAAUCAUCACAAAGCGAUGAACUGAACCACCUGAAAAGUGAAGUGGAUCGUCUAAACAAUGAAAUGAACGAAAAGAACCGUAUAAUCGAUGAUCUAAACCGAAUUCGGGAUGAGAAUGACUCCAAACUUGGAGAACAUCGUCAAUGGCUGGAUGAUGCAAACAACAGAGCGAACGGUCUCGAGAACGCACUUCGGGACAAAGAUAAUGAAAUUGAUGGUCUUCACAAAGAGAUCGACGAGUUGAAGAAGACGACGCUAGAAGUAGCGCCUGCUGUAUCGGCUGACGAACUGAACCAUCUGAAGAAUGAAAUCGAACGCCUGGUGAGUGAGAUCAAUGAGAAGAACCGAAUCAUCGAUGACUUGAAUAGAAUCCGUGACGAAAAAGAAUGGAGUCUUGGUGAACAUCGUCAGUGGUUAAGUGAUGCGAACAAUAGAGCGAGUGGUCUUGAGAAUGCAUUGAAAGAUAAAGAUGUCCAAAUUGACAACCUCAAUAAUGAAAUAAGCCAGCUAAAGACUCAAAUAUCUGAUAUUGAGGUCAUUGCCCAACCAGUUCAGCUUCAGAAUCUGCAGUCCGCUAACGAUGAUCUACAGCAACGAGUGAACGAAUUGCAGAAAGCACUCGAAGAGGCUCCUAAGAGCGAUGAGCUAAGGUAA
This is a messenger RNA of Anisakis simplex (herring worm), 990 nucleotides long. NCBI's taxonomy places the organism in Eukaryota, Metazoa, Nematoda, Chromadorea, Rhabditida, Anisakidae. The record is from the annotation of a GenBank genome assembly.